Ostertagia ostertagi is the source of this 285-nucleotide messenger RNA. The record is from the annotation of a GenBank genome assembly. NCBI's taxonomy places the organism in Eukaryota, Metazoa, Nematoda, Chromadorea, Rhabditida, Trichostrongylidae.
AUGGGGCAGGUUAUUAAGAAGAAAACAUCCGAGCGGACGUUGGUAGACGGUGCUGCCGACAUCGGUGAGAGCAUGUUCUUCAGUGUGUCGAGGAGCAGAAUACUGAAAAGUCACUUACGCCUAAGCAUUGUUUGUGGAAACGAUGAAUAUUGCAAAAGUAUUGGUCAUGUGACACUUGGUCCGAAGACGAGCGGAAAGGAACUUGGCCACUGGAAACGUGCUCUUAGCGGCGAAGGUCCACCAUUGGCAACUUGGCACGCGGUUCGACCUCGAAGCACAGUUUGA